AUUUUUCAGUCCCUCAUGGCCUCCUGUGUCUACAACAGCUGCAAAGAGGGCCUUGGGCGCUCAGCUUCUUGUACCCCCACAGGAAGGCGUUGUGGGGCUGCCCUGCAAGAGCGGUCUUUGCCCAGUUCCAGCUCAGUGCCUGCUCGGGGCGCCCUGGGAGCCAGCCAGCCUUACCUGUCCACGGCUGCCCCCGUGUGGGUGUGCUGCCAGCCCGUGUCCGUGCUCUGCAGGAAGUCUAAAGCAAAGCCCAACGGAAAGAAGCCUGCUGCCGAGGAGAAGAAGAUGUACCUGGAGCCAGAGUACACCAAGUCCAGAAUCACCGACGUCGGCUUCAAGGAGCUGGUGGUGCUGCCCCGGGAGAUCGACCUCAACGAGUGGCUGGCCAGCAACACCACCACAUUUUUCCACCACGUCAACCUGCAGUACAGCACCAUCUCAGAGUUCUGCACGGGAGAGGCCUGCCAGACGAUGGCCGUGUGUAACACACAGUACUACUGGUACGAUGAGCGGGGGAAGAAGGUCAAGUGCACUGCUCCCCAGUACGUCGAUUUUGUCAUGAGCUCCGUGCAGAAGCUGGUGACCGAUGAGGAUGUGUUCCCCACGAAAUACGGCAGAGAAUUCCCCAGCUCCUUCGAGUCUCUGGUGAAGAAGAUCUGCAAGUACCUGUUCCACGUGUUGGCACACAUCUACUGGUCCCACUUCAAGGAGACCCUGGCCCUUGAGCUACACGGACACUUGAACACGCUCUACGUCCACUUCAUCCUCUUCGCCAGGGAGUUCAACUUGCUCGACUCCAAAGACACCGCCGUCAUGGACGACCUCACGGAGGUGCUGUGCAGCGGUGGGGGCCACGGCGGGGGCGGCGGGGAAGGGGCCAGCGGCGGGGGCGCGGGGGCACAGAACCACGGGAAGGAGAGGUGAGCCCCCGGCCGACAGGCGCGCACAUGUGCAGAGAGACGGUGGUGCACGUGCUUGCGUGUGCGCACACGCCCCGGGCACGCUCGGCGGGAGGCCUGAGAGGUUGCCGCUGCCCCCCACCCGGCCCGGGCGCGCCGAGUGUGGGCUCCCCAGACGCUGGCGGCCACGCAUCGGACUGGCCCCCCGCCGGGGUUUUCCUGUUGGAUGGAUGAGUGCCGCUUGUCAAGAAGGACCUUUGGAUUUCGUUCGUUCGCUCAACAAACGUUUAUGGGACUGCCGGUCUGAGUUUCCUUCUCCUGUGGGGCUUUCCUUUCCUUGGUCUUCCGUGUGGCCCCCGCCCCUGCCCUCCCCUGCCCUCCCCUGCCCUGGGGGCUCUGCUGUUUGAGAGAAAUACACCCGUGGGAGCUGGGGCUCCUUCCCAGGAGGGACUUGGGCUCACUUUGGUUUGUUUCCAGGGUGGGGCUGUUUUAGAGAUUCCUCCCCGCUCCCCCUCAGGCCUCCCUCUCCUGGCCUUGCUAGGAUCUUGGCUGCCAGUGGCUCAGAGCAGGUGGGGUAGGCGUGGCCAGGGGUGCCCCACAGGGGCCCUGACCCUGUGGCUUCGUUCCCCCCUCUCCUGCCCCGCUGCCCACGAGGGCCCCUGGACUAGCUGGGCCUAGGACCGAGGUGCCUGGGCGGGCGGCCUGUGUGGAGACGCGGCUGCUGGCGGAAGGCUGGGUGUCCCACUCCGCUCACCUGUUCGGUCGUAAUAAAAAGAAUUCGCUCAGGUCA
This is a messenger RNA of Leptonychotes weddellii (Weddell seal), 1686 nucleotides long. Lineage: Eukaryota; Metazoa; Chordata; Mammalia; Carnivora; Phocidae. The record is from RefSeq and is a predicted model, not a curated record.